Larimichthys crocea (large yellow croaker) is the source of this 3704-nucleotide messenger RNA. It is a transcript of the gene oxr1a, whose product is annotated as oxidation resistance 1a. The transcript has 17 exons. NCBI's taxonomy places the organism in Eukaryota, Metazoa, Chordata, Actinopteri, Sciaenidae. Gene Ontology annotation, biological process: response to oxidative stress. Gene Ontology annotation, cellular component: nucleus. Bases 211 to 2724 code for a protein of 837 amino acids. The record is from RefSeq and is a predicted model, not a curated record.
GGAGAAGGUCAAAUGACUCUGCAUGUCUGCCUCUGUGUACAUUCCCGCGACGGUGCACGCCUGAUGAAGAAACACUUCUAACACUGAACCGUGUGUCCGAGUCCCUCUGAAGCGUCUCCUCGCGUUAUGUCCCCCUGAAAGUUUGAAAAAGUCAACAUCAAACCUCGACCUCCCAAAGCCUGUGAGCAGGAGAAAGAAGAAGCUGCCAAGAUGUUCAGCACCAAAAGACUGAAGAAGAAGUCUCAGUCGGUUGAUAUUGCCAGUCAAGGUUUCUCCCCAACUCUGAUGCCAGCCUCACCCCUCAACAGGGCUUCACCACCUGUUGCCAAGACAACCAGUGUCCUCGCCGUGCAGGAAAACAACACCACCAACUCCCAGCGCCGCAGCCCCCGGUGCGGCGAGCUGAAGAGAGGCUACACCAUAGAUACCGGCCAGAAGAAGACUCCAGAAAAGAAGGAUGGAAGGCGCAUGUCGUUCCAGAGACCCAAAGGGACCAUUGAAUAUUCUGUGGAAUCGCGGGACACGUUGAACAGCAUUGCGCUCAAGUUUGACACCACACCCAACGAGCUGGUUCAGCUGAACAAGCUGUUCUCCAGAGCAGUGGUGCCUGGCCAGGUUCUGUACGUUCCUGAUCCCGAGUACGUCUCCAGUGUCGGAAGCUCCCCUUCCCUCAGUCCCAUCAGCCCCCUGUCUCCCACCUCCUCAGAAGCUGAUUUAGAGAAGGUGACGGACUCCGAUGGCCCUACCAGACCAGAAGGCGCUCACCCUCCAGUGUUCUCUGCACUGCGUCAGUCCAGAGUGGUGUCAUCCACCUCCGAGGAGGAAGAGGCCCUCACAGAGAAGUUCCUCAAGAUCAACUGCAAGUACAUCACCGAUGGCAAAGGUGCGGUGAGCGGGGUGUUGCUGGUGACACCCAACAACAUCAUGUUUGAUCCUCACCGGAUGGACCCCCUGGUUCAGGCCCAUGGGUGCGAGGAGUACGGCAUCAUGUGUCCUCUGGAGGAGGUGCAGUCUGCCGCCAUAUUCAAGGAGAUCACUGACCCCAAGAUCAGAGCGGCUGUGCCAGAUGAUCUGGAGCCUCUUCAAUCUGAGAGACAUCCUUCCCAGCAGAAAGACCCAGAGCAGCGUUUGAGGGAGCCAGGGGCCAACGACAGCAGCAGCACGGCUCCACGCAGCACCGAGGGCUCCGUCUCUGAAGACGUCUUCACUGAGUCGGAGCUGUCCCCCAUCCGGGAGGAAGAACAAGCGUCUAGUGAGGACCUCCGCUUGGACAAGUCCUCUGGCGCUUCCACAGAGUCUGUGCAAACCGUCACCCAGGUGGAGCCCACUGGUGCUGGCUCUGAGACCCCAGGCAGUGCCCGCGGCUCAGUCAGCCAGCCGGAAGAGCCCACUGCGGCUAAAGCAGAGGACAAUCCACCAGACACUGCCACAGAAAAUGAUAGCCAGUCCCCCAUGGGAUCCAAGCAGCACAGUGUAGAGAAGCCACCAAGCACACCCACUACCACCAGCAGCAGCACUAGCCAGGCCCAGGGUCCCAGCAGCAGCACCUCUCGUCCUGGGUCCCAAAGCUCUGUCACCCCUGGUGCCACAGGCACCACCUCCAUCUCAACCAGUCCACAGGGGGAUGCCAAUGAGGGGACAGACAUCCCCAAAACGGACACUAUGCAACAGGGCAAGGAGAAUGUAGAGCAGACGCAAAAGGACGGCACGCAGAACUCUGCAGAGGGUACAGGGUCCGCAGAGAGGCGGAAGCACCGCUCUCACAAGUUUCUGUGUCUGCGGGUGGGGAAACCCAUGAAGAAGACGUUCCUUUCCAAUGCCAGCGCCUCCAUGCAGCAGUAUGCCCAGCAGGGCAAGAAGCACGAGUACUGGUUUGCUGUGCCGCAGGAGAGGUCAGACCACCUGUACGUGUUUUUCAUGCAGUGGAGUCCGGACAUGUACGGUGAGGGGGUCAGGGGGAUGGGACAGGAGCCUGGGUUUAUGGUUGUCAAGAAGAAUGAGGUGUCAGAAACAGCUGAGGACGAGCCCAUCACUGACCUCAAUGUGAAGGAGUGGGAGGUAGUGUCUCUGACGGAGUACCACCGUCGGAUUGAUGCGCUAAACAGUGAAGAUCUGCGCUCGCUCUGCAAACGACUCCAGAUCACUACCAAGGAAGAGGUGAACUCCAAGCAUGGCGCCUCCAUCAAGACAGAGCUGGAGCCAGAGACAUUCAAACCCAACCUCAGAGAAGCCAGCGAUCUCCUGGAGGCCGACCAGAUAGAGAAGCUUGCCAAGAAUCUCCCACCACGGACUAUUGGGUACCCAUGGACGCUGGUUUUUGGCACAUCAAAGCAUGGCAUGAGCAUUAAGACGCUGUACAGAGCCAUGCAGGGCCAGGACACCCCGGUGCUCAUGGUUAUUAAGGACAGCGACGGCCAGGUGUUUGGUGCGUUGGCAUCUGAGCCCUUUAAAGUCAGCGAUGGCUUUUACGGCACAGGAGAGACCUUCCUCUUCACCUUCAAUCCAGAGUUUGAGGUGUACAAAUGGACAGGUGACAACAUGUUCUUCAUCAAAGGAGAUAUGGACUCCUUAGCUUUUGGUGGAGGAAGUGGUGAGUUUGGCCUGUGGCUGGACGGAGAUCUCUACCACGGCAGGAGUCACUCCUGUAAAACAUUUGGGAACCCCAUGCUCUCAAAAAAGGAGGAUUUCUAUGUGCAGGACAUAGAGAUCUGGGCUUUUGAAUAAUGAAACAGUGCACCACAGGGAAAAAACAAGUCCUACAGAGGGCAAACAGAGGAGUCCUCCUCCCUUUAGAACAAUGGCAACGUCCCAAACCUAACUGCACAUCACCAGGGCUCCCCAGGCCGGAAGCCAGCUAUCGGAUGCUUGUUGUGCGUUACUACUGCAGUUAUUACGGAGCUUCUUUUUCUUUGUGAAAAAUUACCUUUGUGUGUAUCUUGUUACAGCCUUGUGCAGCGUCUUUGCAGAGUAAGGGGAGUGUGUUAAAGCAGUGGAAAUAUUGGUAGGAUGAGGAUAUAAUCAGGGGUGUGAGGAGAAGGGAGGCAAGGGGGAAGAGACCAACAAGGCUUUGAGGAGGAAAGGACCAUCAGAGCUCCUCUCAACCCGGGAGGUGGUGAAGAUGAUGGCGGCUGAGGUUUGGGACUGCUGUGAGAAGAGAAAACUGCCCUACCGGUCCAGAUUAUGUAUCUGAACUAUACAGAACCUCGAGGAGACCCCCUGGUACCCUCUCAGACCCCCGCCCCCCUAGAACUUUGUUCAUGCGUUAGGAUGUUACUCACUGUGCUGUCAGCCUUGACGGAGAGAGACCCAGUUAGAGGGAAAUAAACGAGACAAAAGCUGAACACAUUCCAUUACUCUUGGUGGUGGUGGAGUGUCAAAAUAAAACGUUGUGAUUUGUGGUUAAACUCUGAUUAUACGAAACUCAUCAGCAGCAGGAUACGAUGACACUUAACUCAGACAAGAGAGGAUGUUUGCUGUGGGGAGGGAGGGAGUCAGUCUUUUUACAGUACAGUUUUGGGUUGUCUUCUGAGGCUAAACUAUAGAGUAUUGUGUAUUGUAGUCCUCCUGUUGUUCACUGUCAUAGCACACCAUCUGAAAGCACAUAGCUAUAAUCAGAUCACCCAUCGUCGUAAUGUUCUGUUCAGUGGGUGUACGUGUGAGUCCAGCUAACACCAGCUCCCCUCGCGGGACGCUGGCUGUACUGU